CUUCUGUUUGCCCUAAAUCGACCGCCUCUUUCUUUCCUUCCCCAACAGCGUCUUCUGCCAUCGCGUUCUCCCCUCCAGGUCCGACGCCUGCGACUACUCCCACCGACGACGCCAGCGACGCCGCUCACCGACGACGCCAGCAACGCCGCCAGCCUCCGCCGCCGCAAGGUCUUCCAGCUCCGAUUUUAAUUCCGCCGACUGCAGCAGCACAACAAUUCAGAGGUCCCAACCAAACAGCAUGUUAAACAUUCCGCUCUUAAAAUUUCAGACUCUCUUAGAAAUUCAGACCUCUUAAAAAUUCAGAUCUUAAAAAUUCAGAUCCUGCCAAACAGCCCCUUUCUUUUUCUUUUAUUUUCAUCUACGUCCUCCUUCUUUUUCUUUUUCUUUUAAAAAUUCAGAUCCUGCCAAACAGCCCCUGGAAUGUAAAACACUAGACCCUCUCUUUUUCUUUUAUUUUCAUCUAUGUCCUCCUUCUUCUCCCUCCGCCCCUUUCUCCUCCAUCUCCAAUCUCCCGUCUGCCUCCCACCUAUCUCCAACGCCGCAGCCUCCGCCUCCGCUAGUUUCUGCAGGUUGACAUGGCAAAUAGCAAUUCGAAUUGAUGGGUGCAAUUUUGAAAGAUUUUCUGAAAUUAAUGAGUUUGAAAAACCAAACGAUGAAAAAGCUUUAAAUUUGAUGAACUCUUGUGCAACCUCAGUGCUUGAGAAGUAUCCAGAUAUAAUCUUUGCUUAUGGUUUUAGUGAUGAAUACAGCUUCAUUUUCAAGAAGGAAACCAAGUUUUACCAAAGGCGUUCUAGUGAAGUUGACACUGCAGCAAGAUUCUUUCCCUCAUUGUCUCAUUCUUCACAUCUUUAUAUGUGGAAAAAUGGAGGGAAUUCUUUCCUCAAAAGAACAUGAAAUCUACUCCUUCAUUCAAAUCACGUGUCAUAUGCUGUCCAUCAGUGGAGGUUCUUCAAUCAUAUCUUGCAUGGAGACAAAGAGAAUGUCAUAGCAAAAACCAAUACAACACUUGCCUUUGGAUGUUGAUUAAAAGUGGGAAAUCAGAAAGAGAAGCAAAUGAAAUCUUGAGGGGCACAAAAAAACAAGAAAAAAAUGAGAUCCUUUUCCAACAAUUUGGUAUCAACUACAAAAAUCUUCCACAAAUGUAUCGACAGGGUUCUUGUGUUCUCAAGACAGAGGUUGAGGAUACCUUAAAGAUCCAUGACAAUGAACCCCCUGUCAAAAGACUGCAGAAGAAGGUCAUAAUUGUCCAUUCAGAAAAUAUAGCUUCUAGAAGUUUCUGGAAUGAUUACUCCUGUCUUUGCAAGGAUCUAAGUGGUUUUGAGCAAAAUGUGAAUAAUAUCAAACAAGAGUACAUGAAAUUGUUUCAGUUUGAGAACAAGUUGCUCCCAUUUACUUGGAUUGUAAUAAGAAUAGAUGGCUCUCAUUUCCACAGAUUUUCUGAGGUUCAUGGAUUUGAGAAGCCUAAUGAUGAGCAAGCUUUGAAACUUAUGAACUCAUGUGCAGUUGCUGUUUUAGAGGAGUUUAAAGACAUUGUUUUUGCAUAUGGAGUAAGUGAUGAAUACAGCUUUAUCUUAAAUAGAAAUACUCAACUCUAUCAAAGACGCCCGAGUGAAAUGGUGUCUUCAAUUGUCUCAUUCUUUUCUUCAACAUAUGUGAUGAAAUGGAAAGAAUAUUUCCCUAAAAAAGAGUUGAAAUAUCCAUCAAAUUUUGAUGGAAGAGCUGUUUGCUAUCCAUCAUAUGAAAUUAUUCGAGAUUAUCUUGCUUGGAGACAAGUUGACUGCCACAUAAACAAUCAGUACAAUACUUGCUUUUGGAUGCUUGUUAAGUCUGGAAAAACCACAAAGGAAGCUCAAAGUCUUUUAAAGGGUACUCAAACACAAGAGAAGAAUCAAAUGCUUUUAAAUCUAUUCAAUAUUGACUACAAGACAUUACCCAUCAUAUUCCGCAAUGGCUCCUCUGUAUUUUGGGACAAGGAGAUGAUGUUGACAGAUAAUGGAGUGAUUACAAAAUCUUACAAGAAAGUAGUAGUGGAACAUCCGAAUAUAAUUGAAGAUUGCUUUUGGGAAACACACCUGCUCAUACUUCAAGAGAUGUCCCCAAGAUCAUGAAUCCUUUUUUUUUUUAACAGUAGUUUGUGGCUAGGUUUUGGAUCCUUUAUAUUUAUUUAUUUAUUUAUUUAAAGUUAAAGUCUGUUCGAUGAUCGGAUGAAUUGGAAUGACAAAUGGAUGGAAUGAAAUG
This is a messenger RNA of Lactuca virosa, 2238 nucleotides long. The record is from the annotation of a GenBank genome assembly. Lineage: Eukaryota; Viridiplantae; Streptophyta; Magnoliopsida; Asterales; Asteraceae.